Micropterus dolomieu (smallmouth bass) is the source of this 3606-nucleotide messenger RNA. It is a transcript of the gene adat1, whose product is annotated as adenosine deaminase tRNA specific 1. Gene Ontology annotation, biological process: RNA processing. Gene Ontology annotation, molecular function: RNA binding; adenosine deaminase activity. NCBI's taxonomy places the organism in Eukaryota, Metazoa, Chordata, Actinopteri, Centrarchiformes, Centrarchidae. The record is from RefSeq and is a predicted model, not a curated record. The transcript is spliced from 9 exons. Bases 148 to 1692 code for a protein of 514 amino acids.
UCAGCCCGGAAGUAACUUUUUCGUUUUCUCGAGAUGCCUCCAAGCAGACCGCUCGGUCGAACUUAAUCAAAACAUUGUUCGUAUAAUGUUCAUGUGACACCGUGACUAUUUAAAAUAUAUUUACCGUUAACAUAAAUCUUAUUACUAAUGCCCGUCAGCCUCCAGUUGUACGUUCCUGUCCGGUUUAACAUGGUGAACGCGGAUGAAAUUGCUAAGUUGUGCUACGAGCGUUUCAAGCAGCUGCCCCGGAGAGGGAAGCCUGAGCCGGGCAGAGAGUGGACCCUGCUGGCCGCCGUGGUCCAAAUCACGCGGUGUGCUAACUCUGACACAGUUGAAAAGGAGGUUGUGUCCCUGGGAACGGGGACCAAGUGUAUUGGACAGACAGCUAUGAGUCCCAAUGGUGAUGUACUUAAUGACAGCCAUGCAGAAGUCAUUGCCAGAAGGGGAUGUGUCAGGUACCUGAUCCAGGAGCUGCACAGGGCUGUGAGUGGUGGGGACAGCUCUGUGUUCUGUCAGGCAGAUCAGCGGGGGAAGUGGAGGCUUCAGCCGGGGGUUUCCUUCCUCUUCUUUACCAGUCACACUCCCUGUGGCGAUGCCUCCAUCAUUCCCAUGACUGACCAGUCUCAGCCUUGCCCUUCGGUCACAUCUGUAAAAGGCCGUGAAGGGACAGAUGGAGGAGGAGACCUGAAAAGGAAAGCUCAAGAAGCAAGUGAAGGGAAAAACGCUAAACUGCCACGUCUGGAGGAACAGCAGACGGCAGAGACAAAGCUAGAGGACAGAGGAGACACAAAACAAUCCUUCCUUUCAAAUUCAUCCAAAAGUGAAGCUCCAUCACUGAGUCACUCUGCAGACACACCCGUGGAAACGUUCUCACAAGAUUCAGCACAGCCGGAGAUUAAAAGCAGAGGCCCCUCUGACAGAGCUGGAGUGCAUCCUCAGGUCCUAGACAUUCACCGAACGGGGGCCAAGUGUGUCCCGAGCGGCCCAACGGACCCUCUGCGCCCUGGGGUGGGGUACCACAGCACGGGGGUGCUCCGGGUGAAGCCUGGGCGAGGAGAGCCCACUCUGUCCCUCUCCUGCAGUGACAAGCUGGCCCGCUGGGGGGUGCUGGGCUUCCAGGGCGCACUGCUGUUCCAUUACCUGCAGGAGGCGCUCUACUUCAGCACCGUGGUGGUGGGGAAGUGCCCAUACAGCCAGGAAGUUAUGCAGAGAGCUUUGGUCACAAGGUGCUCUAAUGUAUCGGACCUCCCUGCUGGUUUCUCUGUGCGUCCGCCUGUGCUGCUCCAGUCCAGCCUGGAGUUCCCCUUCAGCAAGGCCCAGACCGAGCUUCGACACCAGGCCGGAAAGGGACGCAUCUCCCCCUGUGGGGCAGCCAUCAGUUGGUGUAAUGUGACAGAGCAGCCACUAGAUGUCACUGCCAACGGGUACAAACAUGGCGUCACCAAGAAGGAUCUCGGCACAGCUAAAGCCAGGUCUCUUCUGUGUAAACUGGAGCUUUUCCAUUCCUUCCUGUCUCUGGUAUCGGCCACUGACUUUUCAGCACUUCCAGACUCUCUCAGGAGAACAGAGCUGCAGACCUACUGGGACUACAAGCAGGAUUCUCAGUUGUACCAGCAGGCCUGGCAGCAGCUACACAGCCAGGCUUUCCCUCUGUGGCCACGCAGUGACAGAGAUCUUCUCCUCUUCCACUGAAAGUCCACUCUCUCUGAAACCUCACUCUGAAGCAGAAAUUUGGCUCCGUCGUGUCAAGAACUAGGAGGACAGAGGUCAAAACAACUGCAGGUCUGCAUCUAUUGUUUCUCUCCCAGAGUUUGACUCUUCAUCAGGGUGGAACGGCUUGUGAAACUCACAUUUCAAACCAAAGACAACAAACAUACUGCUGAAUAAUAAAUAUUCUGCAUCAUCAUGUCACACUUCUAAUAAAAGGUCUCCAGAUCUCCAGUGUUCAUUUCCCAAUGCCUGUUGGGUCAGCUGAUCAAUAUGGAUGCAUAUUGUUUGGCUACAUAGCCCAGGAUGUCUCUGUUUGCAACAGCAGGACACCAAGCUCUGUCAUGCGGUUCAGAGAGGUUGAUGACCGCUCUUCAGUCCUCAGAUGAACGUUUUAUUUUCACAGUGGUUGUAACAUGUUGUGUCUGCAGCUGCGUGGAGUUUGUGCUCUGAAAACACAGCCAGGUGGAACAUGAGAUAUUUCUGCACAACAGUUAGGUCCUUCAUCUAAGCUUUUCACUCUUUUUAAUGUCAUUCUCAUUCCUCUGCAGUACAUAGUUUUUUAGAAGUUCAGGUCUUGUUUUAAGUAGCUUAAGUGUUCCUUGUACUGUACGCAUACAUUUACUGCAAAUACCUUGUGAUACUUAUUAAUGUAUCUCAAAUCAUUUGAAUGUUUUUUCACCCUAAAUAAGAAAAUGACGCAAACCUUUUUAUGUUCACAUUAUUUUUGUGUGUUGAAGAGACCCUACAGAGAUUUACACAUCCAGAUCAGUUUAGUCAUCACGUCCGCCUCAGCUUGUGACAACACUUGUACUGGAUAAUGUCUGUGGCUCAGGAGGAAGCUUACCAAAGUCUAAACAAGACUAUGUAGCCUACACUACACUAGCAGCUCUGUGAUGAUGUUUGGCAAGUACAAUGUUUACCAUUGUUACCAUCUUAGUUUAGCGUGUUUAUCAGGCAAGGAGUGAUGCUACAUAGAUGCAUUAUGGGAAAUGUAGGAUCAGUGUUUGUGGUGUUUGACCCAUACAAGGGACUAAAAGUGAGGCUAGAUCAGCUUCUGCUGUACAGAAGUGCAAUAUUUCACCGGAGUGCCCAUUUAAGUGGAUAAUUCUAGACUUUGGUCAAAAUAAUGUAGCAUUUAUAUUCAUGGCAGAAAACCAAAACCUUAAUUAAAGCUGUGUUACUUUUAGCUCUUAUCAGGUCUUAUUCAUCAAGUUCAGCAGUCAAUCAGAGAUUGGCAUAUCAAGACCCACUUUUUUAUAGAAUGUACUCUAGCUAAUCUAGAGUUGGCAGUCAGGUGACCUGCAAUAGUAAGAAAAUAUCUAAAAUGUGCGUAUAUGUAAAUAUCCAAUGUUGUUCAUCACAGUGAAACGAAAGCACAUUUUCCAAGUUCUAACCCUGUGUUGACUGCUAACUUAUCUCUCGUUACAUGCUAAAUGCGUGUGGUGUACUGACAUUAAUUGCAUUCCUUUUAAAUAAGACCACACCUUACGAUCCAUUUUACAUUCAUCUUUAUUGGUCAGGUCUUCCAGCUACCUUCCCUUUUUCAAAUAUCUAAAAUGUGUGUCUUUAAGAUAUAUUUAACAAUCAUACAAGACGGAUGAAAGAAAGCAAUACCGAAUAUCAUAGCAUUCCAUCAAUAUAUUACACAUUUACAUACCAUGUCUACAAGCCUGAAAACUACAGCUGCAGCCAAAAUGUCCAAGUGGUUCCGAUUUCCAUGUGCAGCCAAAGACCUGAGCAACUCUUUACUUGAAGUAUUAGCGAUGUAAUAAAGUAAAUAACAGUGCUGUAUAUUCUUAGUUUGUGGUCCUCAUAAACACAGGUUUCACUGUAAGCAGUUUCACAUGUAUUCCUAUUAAAGCUUUGUGUAUUUUAAUCAAUAAAAUUUGAACAAGA